This is a messenger RNA of Rhea pennata, 7522 nucleotides long. It is a transcript of the gene MTMR6, whose product is annotated as myotubularin related protein 6. The record is from RefSeq and is a predicted model, not a curated record. Gene Ontology annotation, biological process: phosphatidylinositol dephosphorylation. The transcript is spliced from 14 exons. Gene Ontology annotation, cellular component: cytoplasm; nuclear envelope; membrane. Gene Ontology annotation, molecular function: phosphatidylinositol-3-phosphate phosphatase activity; phosphatidylinositol-3,5-bisphosphate phosphatase activity. Lineage: Eukaryota; Metazoa; Chordata; Aves; Rheiformes; Rheidae. Bases 54 to 1925 code for a protein of 623 amino acids.
GGGAGCGCCGCAGCGGGGCGGCAGCGGUGGUGGUUGGUGCUGUGGGGGUCGCAAUGGAGCACAUCCGCACCACCAAGGUAGAGCAAGUGAAAUUACUAGACAGGUUCAGCACCAGCAAUAAGUCACUAACAGGAACUCUAUACCUUACAGCAACUCAUCUGUUAUUCAUAGAUUCAAGCCAGAAAGAGACCUGGAUAUUACAUCAUCACAUUGCUGCAGUGGAAAAACUUCCCUUGACUACUUCUGGCUGCCCCCUUGUGAUCCAGUGUAAGAACUUUAGGAUUGUUCACUUUGUUGUUCCCCGAGAGAGAGACUGUCAUGACAUCUAUAACUCCUUGCUUCAGCUGUCAAGAACAGCACAAUAUGACGAGCUAUAUGCCUUUUCCUAUAAUCCAAAACAAAAUGCAUCUGAACAAGUCAAAGGCUGGCAGCUUAUUGAUCUAGCAGAAGAAUAUAAGAGAAUGGGAGUGCCAAAUGCCUAUUGGCAGUUGUCCGAUGCGAAUCGUGAUUAUAAGAUUUGUGAAACCUAUCCUAAAGAACUUUAUGUUCCCAGAACUGCAAGCAAACCUAUAAUUGUUGGUAGCUCCAAGUUCAGAAGCAAAGGAAGAUUCCCAGUGUUGUCUUAUUACCAUAAAGAUAAAGAGGCUGCAAUUUGCAGAUGCAGUCAGCCUCUCUCAGGUUUCAGUGCCAGGUGCCUGGAAGAUGAACACAUGUUGCAAGCAAUCAGUAAAGCAAAUCCUUCAAAUCGCUUCAUGUAUGUCAUGGACACCAGGCCAAAGCUUAAUGCAAUGGCAAACAGAGCUGCUGGGAAGGGCUACGAAAAUGAAGACAACUACUCUAACAUUAGGUUCCAGUUUGUUGGAAUUGAAAAUAUUCAUGUAAUGAGAUCCAGCUUACAAAAACUGUUGGAAGUCAGUGGUACAAAGGGUUUAUCUGUCAACGACUUCUUGUCUGGUUUGGAGAGUUCUGGAUGGCUGCGUCAUAUCAAAGCUGUGUUAGAUGCUGCUGUCUUCCUAGCCAAGGCAAUAGCAGUUGAGAGUGCCAGUGUAUUAGUGCACUGCUCAGAUGGCUGGGAUAGGACUUCCCAAGUUUGCUCCCUUGGAGCUCUCUUACUAGAUUCUUAUUACAGAACAAUUAAAGGAUUCAUGGUCUUGAUAGAGAAAGACUGGAUCUCUUUUGGGCAUAAAUUCUCUGACAGAUGUUGUCAGCUGGAUGGUGAUCCUAAAGAAAUCUCACCGGUAUUCACCCAAUUUUUAGAAAGCGUGUGGAAUCUGACUGAGCAGUUUCCCCAAGCCUUUGAGUACAAUGAAGCUUUCCUUCUUCAGAUCCAUGAACAUGUCCAUUCAUGUCAGUUUGGAAACUUCCUUGGGAACUGCCAAAAAGAGCGAGAAGAACUGAAAUUUAAAGAGAAGACAUAUUCCUUGUGGCCAUUCCUUCUGGAUGAGCAAAAAAAAUAUCAAAAUCCUUUGUAUAAUCCAGAUAUUUUUCCAGAGCUAACUCUUUUGGAGCCUAACACAGUGUCUUUCAACUUUAAGUUUUGGAGAAAUAUGUACCAUCAGUUUGAUCGAAGUAUGCAUCCCAGGCAGUCUGUGUUGGAUCUUAUCAUGAACAUGACUGAACAAAAUAAACAACUGGAGAAAGACAUUAAAGAACUGGAAGCUAAAAUAAAGCGGAGAAACAUUCAGUCAGAUGCAUUUCUUGUGAAGGAACCUUUGCAGUCUGCCCCUCCUGCACCUAUGGCACUGAAAACCUCUCCACGCUUCAAGAAAGAGCAGCAGUCACUGAUGCCUGUGAAUGACUCUCUAAGAACUAUAGAGGGCAGCAACACAGCAGACAAUCGCUACAGUGAAUUCAUGGAAGAGUUCUCAAAAGCUGAGCCUGCUGUUGUCAGCUUGGAGUAUGGAGUGGCCAGGAUGACCUGUUAAUUGAGAUCUAGCACAAGGCUCCUCUUUUCUAGACUGAAAUAAAAGAUGGAUUAUUGUGAGGAUGGGUCUGUGCUGCAUGACCAAAACCUGAUUUGUUUAUUGGCAAAUUUUGUUAAUGUAGGCUAGAACAGCAUGCUAAUUGUCAAGUGUUUGCUGUUCUCUUAACAACACAAGUGUAGCUGUAUUUGAAAGAGGCAUUUGGUAAGUAGUGACUAAAGAAGUGAUAUGUCUUUGGACUUGCAUCAGUUUGCACUAAAUGGGUUAAGAUAGUAAUGUUUCUUAUAAUAUUCAGUAUAGGAAAGCACAGGUGGUCUUUCACAACUUGAUUUUAUUUAGGCAAGAGAAUUUGCACUUUCUAAUUUAGGAAUUGAAGCUACAUGUAUAUAUUGCAUAUGACAUAAAUAUGUAUACCCUUGUUUAAUGUCACCCACUACUAAAUUUCAGUGUGUUAAGUGCCAUGAAAAAGUACAACGUAUUUCAAAUCAUAACUAGCUGGCCUUAAACCUAUUGAUCAGUAAUAUUCGUGUCCUUGACUACUGCAGCCUUUAACUAGACUGGUUCUAUUGUACUUGCUCAAAUUUGUUCCUUCCUUAAAGCAGAACUGGUUCUAGGGAAUUAAGCCUGCCCAAGCUAGUGCAACCCAAAAGCAAAUAGCUAUACGAAUGUUAACUUUCUUUUUUUUCUCCAAUUGCUUUGUUGUUUAAAAUAUAAGUGGGUCAGAUCUUGCAGCUUAGGCUGGCUGAGCUUCAGUGAGGCUAUAAUUCAUGUGUGUUUGCUUAAGCAUUGAUAUUUAACAGUGAAGAGUAAGGAGUAAAGCACAUCAUUUAAAAAACAACAACAAAAAUCCUAUAGCCAACACCGAACUGUUAAAUUUUCUUCAGGCUGUUUUACUGUUCUGUGCAAUUGUUUGGGUUACAAGAAGAGAAGCAAAAGAUCUAGGAGUGUAGUCUGAUGAUGACUGUCUGCAGAUAAGUGAGACUUUUUUUCUUUUCUUUUUUUGUCUGAUGCUUGUGAGAAACUGAGUGCUUCCGAACUAAAUCUUUCAUUGGGGAAAAAAUUUCAAUUGUUAGUGAAGUCUCCUGAGAGAGAGAUCUUUCUAUAUUGUAAAACUUCUGACUUGCACUUCUUUUAAACAUUUUCAGUGCAAACUGGAAAUUCUUUUUUUGUAAUUUGAGAGGACAAAACUGCUUCUGGCAGGAUGCAGUAGAAAUCCUGGGACAUGAAAGAACUUGGAGUAUCCAAGCUUAAUUCUCUAGUGUAUCCUGGUAAGGGAAAUGGUUUUGUCAAAGUCUGCCUCCUGUGAUAGAUUUUUCUGGGCAAUAACAUUUGAAAUCAGAAUAGGGAAGUAAAAAUGAGUGCCUGGUUUUCAAGUAGUCGUAUAAAUUACAAGUAUAGGUAUUAGGAUCCCUAGUAUGGUGUUAGAUUAAUGCUACCAGUUUUAUCUCAGAGUUAAAUUUUUUUGUUUUUUAUUUUUAUUCUUUUUUGUGAAAUGAGUUUGUCAUCCUAAUCCCUGAAGUCUGUGCUCUAUUAAAACUGCUGGUGCACCACAUACAACUUGACAUAAUUGGCAGCAUUUCUCUCUGCCCCAAAUUAGAUCAGGACUCUGUUAACAAGGCCAGUCGUAGAACAUGGUCAGUUUGCACUUUUGAAGCCAUCUGGGAGAAAUUAACAAUGACCCCUAUAUUUAGGGAGUUUUAAUUGCCCAUUUCACAAUUUUUUUUAAAAGCCUAUAAAUGUAAAUAAAGAUUCAUAAAAGUCAUUUUAUUCCUGAAGAGAUGAGAGUAAUGUCAUGUUUAAAGUACAGUCAUUAUCCUGCCAUUUAAACACAUUUAGACUUUAUUUUUCCACAACAGGUUUUGAUUGAGUUUCACAUUUCCACGUGUGGUGCCUUACAGAGUUGCAGCAAGAGAGGUUUUUGUGCCUUGUUGUUUGCUGUCUCCCUCCUCCCCUUACCUUCUAAAUCAGCUUAGUUCUGUGGUUUUCCUUUGCAAAACAUAUUGUGUAGGAAGCUGCUUGUGUUUUAUCACACUAGUGAAACAAACUUAUCACUGAUAGUAUAGGUAUUACCACUUUACUUGUUUGUCUUCAAUAUUAAACUGCUCUGCUGUGUCAUGUACACUGUUUUUCAUAUUUAUUGUUUAGAGUUUAUGGACUGAAAAUAUUAUAUUAAGCUUGUUUGCAAGUAUUGUGGUGGUUUUUUCUUUUUUUUCCUUUAAAAGCCUUAUAAUAUAGGGAUAUUCAGUUGUUCAAAGAGAAGAUUCGUUUCUUUUCAGUAGUGUUAAAGUGUGUGUGUUUUGGUCUCCAUGCCCUUUUAAUUGGAAAAGUUCACUUCUUAGUAACAAAAAAGAACCAGGAUUCUAUUCUAUUUUAAAUCAAGGCAGACAUCUUAAGCCAGCUCAAAAAUGUCAUUAAAAAGUAUCUGCUCAGGCACAAAAUGCACUUUGUCAAAAAUAGUACACUUCCUGUUCAAAGCAAAUAUCUUCAGUGAAUAAAGGAAUAGAGUUUUAUAAGGUUGUUCCAUAGAGCAGCUUGCUUAUAAAGUGCAGACAGCUCUGCCAAUUCAGCCCCCAGGGUCACUAAUGAGAGAAGUUCCUGCAGAGAGCCAGCUGUCUCUUUUCAUUUGCUAUUUAGACUUAAGCCAAAACUACCUAACGCACAUGGGACCUGUGGCAAAGUAAAUAGAUGGUAGCAAAGUGAGCUCCAGCAUGAAGCUUGGCAAGAUGACUGGGACUCAGCUCAGUAGGGACUGCUCUGUGCCCUUCAAGAAGUUUUUUUUUAUUAUUAUUAUUUUUUUUAAAAAAAAGCUGUGGUAGAAGUCUUCUGGGAGGGGGGAAAAAGAAAACCCUUAUUUCACUGCAUGGAUGUUUCUUUACUCUUGAAAUAUUUAUAAUUGCAAUAGUGAAAGGUGCCUAUUGCAGCUUGACAGUGCCCAGAAUUCAUUCCCUUUUAAGCUGUGGCCUUACAGCUUUUGGUGCACUGACCAGUUUGUUGGACUGAAAUGUCCCAGGUAUUAAGUUGCUAUAGCUGGUUCCAUUUCAUUUGUUGCAAGAUUUUGUGGCACCUCUCAAAUCUGUGUUGCAUAUUGAGGUGGUGUGGGUAACAUCGUUGGGUUUGAAGUUCUGUGCUAUGACUUUUUUUUUUUUUUUUUUUCUGAGUGCUGCAGAAGAGAGAUUAUUCCUUUCAGAUGACAAAACUGUUACCUGAGCAACUAAAACUACUUUCACUUUGUACUCCAGGCAGUAUUAAAUGUUUAUUUCAAAGUAUGCUGGCACAGGAGUUGAGUUCAUUUUGGGGGAAGUUAGCUAUUGCGGUGAUGUCUUCUUUAAUAUAAGUUUAAAUAUCCAACUGUCCUGUUCAGUAGGACAACUGCCAAAUCAACAGACUAAGAAAUUAAUUAAGCAACACUGAACUGAGCAUGUAUGUUUUACACACGUCCAAUUACUAGUGACCUAAAUCUAAGGCAAAAGCCUGAAGUCUAGCAGGUCCGUUAGGAAAGUGGAGCAGCAGUCCUUCUGUAGAACUGCGCAUUCCUGUAUCUUACCUAGAGCAAACAUCCUAAUAUAUUAUGUUGAUUUAAAGGGGAAGUUACUACAAUAUCAAACUAAGUGGUUCAACAUGUCUGUUAAUAUAAACCCCCUGGUGACCUUUCAGGGAAUUUGAGGGAAAGGUGGUGGUCUUUCCCUGUAGUUUUCCAAAUGCCUUUUUGUCUGAUAAGACAAAACAUCAGCAGAGCUCUGAACUUGCUGCUCUCACAUUGGUAAACUGAGCGCAUAAUGACUGCACGGUUCUGCAGUCACCCAUGGUUCCUUAUGAAGGAGGAGAAUUAGUGCUGAGGUGGCUUGACUUAAGCACUAUCCUCUUAAGGAAGUGACAUAAAUAAUACAAAUAAAUUCCAUCUUAAGAAUACUAGAUAUCGAGAGGAUGGGCCGUGUGUUUUUGAAAGUUCUGCCCUCUUGGACAAGUAUGGCUAGAGCGAGGACAUCACAUAAAAAAUAAUUGCUUUCUAGUGAAUUUAAUAAUCUGACUUUCAAACUACGUCAUACCUCACCAGUGGUACUUCAGGUUCUGACCUAAAGAUCUAGUGAAGAGUGGUCUUGCAUACUCUGUAUUUAGCUGCUAAUAGUUCAAAACCUGUGACUGAUCAUGAACGUUCAGGAUUAGGUCUUUAGACUUGCCUGGAGGCUACCUUGACUCACUUCUACUGUUUAUGCUGCCCUCUGUUUCCUCUAGACGUUGCUUAUUGUAGUGCUUGAUACCUGUCUUUCAGAUAUAAUAGGCUUUCAAUGCCUUGGAUUUUCCGAAAACUGGGAGGUAUUACAGCCUCCUUCAACUAUUCUGAAGGCUUGGAUCAGCCUGAGUGAACAGUGAGGAUAUCCUUAUAUUUGAUCUUGUUAGCUUGGUACAUCUACGUGUUGAAAAGCAUUGGAAAUUUGAGCAGCAUCAUAGUUUAAUUGCAACUUCUGUAGGCGCAAUAGGUGAAAGAAAGGAUAUAGUUAGGACCCUUGUCCCAGUAUGUAGCAAGGAACAGGACCCUGCUGGGAUAUUACCCAUAAAAAUUAGAAGCAGCAGAGCUAUUUUGAUGUCCAGUAGCAGAGCUAAUUUGAUGUCCAGCAGCAGCUUGGGGACUUAAAGGUUAGAGCCCAGUUUUUCUGAGAUCAGUUUCCAGGCCCCAGAGAAUUCAGUGAGCUGUUCUAGUAAAAACACUUGUACCUGAGCAAUUCUACAUGAACAACACAUACGUUUUUAAAAGUCCCUUUUUUUUUUUUUUUUUUUUCUUCUGGUGUACUAGCUUCAAAUAAUGAAUGUUGUGGUGGUGACAUUGAAGUCAGGGUGCAGUAUUUUCUUGAAUCUUGUUUAUAGCUCUACUCGAGGUCAGUUAUGUACUAUUUGUAAUUAAGGUGGGUUGUAGUUUUGAUAUGUACUGUAAAAGCCUUUGUCGCCUUGAUGACAAGGCUAGCACGCACAUCUCUCUCCUAUUUCUGUAUAGAUCUUUACUGAAAGCUUUCCUUGUGAAGUUUUUCUAACUCUUCCCCAUAGUAGCAUUCCUAUUUAUUUAGCAUUACAUUUAGACCUGAUUGGUUUGCUUGUUUGUCUUACUGUUGUUCUUCAGUCAUAUAGCUCAUCUUUAUAGCUGUAUGUCAGUAACGUCCCUUGACAAACAUCUUUCCAUCAAAGAAAACGGGUUCGUCCUUUUUCUGGCUCUCAGGGAUUUUUACCCCUGAAAUAGUGAACUUGAAAAAUACUGCUUCUUUUCUCUUUCAGGGCUUCUGAGUGCCUCUCAACUUCCACAGUGAGUUUACUUACCACAUUUUAACUUCAGAUGUGGCUGUUAAAUAAAUAAAAUCAAAUGCUGGAUGUGGCAAAGGGAAAGAAAAUGUUUUCAUUGUAAUCUAUCUGGAAAGACUUGCUGUUGUAUUACUGUUCAUUGUUCUGUGCAUUGCUUCUUGUAAAAAUCACAUCUCUGUGCUGGGAUCAUGCUUGAUGUAUAUUGCUGGAGAAACUUUAGCAAAUGGAGUUUUGUAAUGAGUGUUUUACUUGUACAUGUUUUCGAACUCCAGAAGGCUUAAAAUAAAACUAUCUUAAUAUUGCUAGUCUAA